CACGUUCUCAGUGUCAAGCAACAACGACGGGACUCAAGCUGAGAAAGACGUCGCACCUUAUUACACACUCGAAAAAAGAAAGUCAUACAAGUUUGGGACGGCAUGAUGGGUGAACGAUUCCUUUAAAGUGUUACCCACCUUUCAGGUGAGAAAUCACAAUUGGAGCAAAUAAACGCUGCUGUCCUGAGCAUGUUCAAUGCAGAAGAUCAGCUGUUGGGUGUUUCUGAUCAGGGCUGUUAGAAACCUUCGUCACAGCUCAAAGAAUGACCUCAGUAUUUAACGGGAUCCUGCGGCCUGUUGUCAUUGCCAUCCUGUUGCUGGGGUGCUUUGCGACCAUAUUUUUCAUGUACAUAAAACCAAAUAAUAUUGGCUUGUCUUGGCCUACUCAGCUCGCAGCAACUACCAUAAAUGGGAAAAUUCGAACGCCAGCAAAAAAACAAGACAAUCAGACAGUGGUUCUAAUCUGGCUUUGGCCGUUUGGUCAAACAUAUGACCUGAACACUUGCAGCACCCUUUUCAACAUUGAGGGCUGCUCCUUGACUGCUGAUCGUUCUCUUUACAACAAAUCCAGCGGAGUAGUGAUCCACCACAGGGAUAUCAGUCGAGAUUUAUCCAGCCUGCCCCCUGCCAACCGACCAGCCUCCCAGAAAUGGAUCUGGAUGAACCUAGAGUCUCCUUCUCAUUCCCCAAAAAUUCCAGGAAUAGAGAAGCUUUUUAAUUUGACCCUGAAUUACCGGCAGGAUUCUGAUAUUCAGGUGCCUUACGGCUCAAUUGUAUCUGUCGGAGAUGGGAAGGAUUUUGUUUUGCCCGCUAAGACCAAACUGGUUUGCUGGAUUGUAAGCAAUUGGAAUCCAGACCAUGCCAGGGUGAAAUACUAUAACGAACUGAGCAAGCACAUAGAAAUACACACAUAUGGUCAGGCUUUUGCGGACUACAUUGUUGAUAAAGAUUUUUUCCCCACUAUUGCUACCUGCAAAUUCUACCUGUCCUUUGAAAACUCAAUCCACAAAGACUAUAUUACGGAGAAAUUGUACAAUCCUUUAUCAGUUGGGAGCGUUCCGAUUACUCUCGGCCCGGCUCGACAAAAUUAUGAGAACUUUGUGCCCGGAAAUGCAUUUAUACACGUUGAUGACUUUUUGUCCCCGAAAGAGUUAGCAGAUUACCUUUUGUUGCUGGAUAAAAAUGAAGAGCUCUAUCUGCAGUAUUUUGAUUGGAGGAAGCAUUUCAAAGUAAAGCUCUCCUACUUUUGGGCUGAGCAUACAUGUCGUGCCUGUGAUUACUUACAAAGGCAUAAGGAAUACAAAGCUUGUAAUAACCUGGAUUCUUGGUUUUGGGAUUGACUACAUUUCAUCAUCGUUGAUGUCAAUUAUGGAAGAAAUGAACAAGUUUCAAUUUGAAGUUACAUUGAAUUUAGUGUUUUUAAUUUGUGACGAAGUAAGAAAGGGAGAGGGUUCUCCUUUCUCUGUUCCUGCUAAUAAAUGUU
Xyrauchen texanus (razorback sucker) is the source of this 1483-nucleotide messenger RNA. Its product is annotated as 4-galactosyl-N-acetylglucosaminide 3-alpha-L-fucosyltransferase 9-like. The transcript is spliced from 3 exons. Gene Ontology annotation, cellular component: membrane. Bases 264 to 1340 code for a protein of 358 amino acids. The record is from RefSeq and is a predicted model, not a curated record. NCBI's taxonomy places the organism in Eukaryota, Metazoa, Chordata, Actinopteri, Cypriniformes, Catostomidae. Gene Ontology annotation, molecular function: alpha-(1->3)-fucosyltransferase activity.